AUUCUGUAAAUGUAAAGAUAGAAAAAUCCACAUUACGGCACGCACAGGGUUACUGCGUACGGUGUCGUGUGAAGCGUCGAUCCAUGGAGGUCUUGUCACCAAAUGCAGAAGGGGAGACCGGGCCUGGUGAGCUGGGGGCCUUACGGCUCUCAGGCUUCCCUACCCACUGCCAACUCUGCCAUUCGCCUGGACUUUGUGAUUUCCAAGAACUUCGUGGUGACCCACAGGAGAGGAAAAAAGAAGAGGUAAAUAGGUGAAGUUAGCUCCCACCACAUUACACAGGUUUGGAUUCAAAUUGCAAAGCCACAGUGAAGUGACGGGCUUGACAACCUGCCAUCUUGGACAGGCCUGCGCUCCUCUUCAUGGCUCAGAGGUGGCCUGGUCCACAUGGGUGGGAUCGAGCAUGUCCAGUUGCCCUGGCACAGUCUGUAAUCGAGCACACGGUAUAACCACUGUCACAAACUUGGUUUCAUGUGAGUAGCAAUUCUGCUUCUGUAGCAUGUCCCAGCUCCGAGUGAAUGUGUUCUGUCUAGCUGCCUUCCAGACGCAGAUGACCUCUGUGGUCCCUUUAAUAGUUCAUCAGAAUAGCAUGUGAAAUUCAUUUCAAUUCCCUUUAACCAAACUGCCCCGAGGGCAGACACUGCCUCCACCUGGUGGUACCCAUGGAUGGUUGCUCCCUGUUGUAUUGCCCUAACCCGGGCUGGGUUAGUGACUUCUGCCAGUGACACUUCUCCUCCUUGCAGAGUGUCGAGCCACUGCUGGAAGAAGACGGGACGGGAGGCCAACAGGACGCCGUGUCUCCAUGUCCCCAGCCUGUGCAAGCUCUAGGAGCAAUAGAGGGGUAACAAAGAUUAAUCGCCCAUAUAUGAAGCAUCCUCUUGCGUGACCGAAUCUCUGUGGUUAGCGGUGACGUCCAUGGCUCGGCUCCCUAUUGGCAUUCGCUUCCUCGUCUCAUUCUCAAGGGACCAGUGGUACAGAGCCUUUACUUUUUUUUUGACAUUUUUGCUGUACGCAAGUUUUCACUUAUCUCGAAAGCCUAUCAGCAUAGUUAAGGGUGAGCUCCACAAGGACUGUGCUGCUGUGACCGAGGGUGAAGUCCAGUUCAACAGCCUGAGCAAACAAACCAGUUACCUGCCCCCUCAGCAAGCACCCCAUAAUGGGACCGACUGUGGCUGGGUGCCGUUUGAUAAGGAAAACUAUCAACAACUGCUUGGGGCCCUGGAUUACUCCUUCCUGUGCGCUUAUGCGGUGGGCAUGUACCUGAGUGGCAUAAUAGGGGAACGCCUGCCAAUUAGGUACUACUUGACCUUUGGGAUGCUUGCCAGCGGGGCCUUCACCGCCUUGUUUGGGUUGGGAUAUUUCUACGACAUUCACAGCUUUGGAUUCUACGUGCUCACUCAGAUCAUCAACGGCCUGGUGCAGACCACUGGCUGGCCCAGCGUGGUCACCUGCCUCGGUAAUUGGUUUGGCAAAGGAAGGCGAGGUUUGAUUAUGGGCGUCUGGAAUUCCCACACCUCUGUGGGCAACAUUUUGGGGUCCUUGAUUGCUGGCUACUGGGUGUCCACAUGCUGGGGCUUGUCCUUUGUCGUGCCUGGGGCCAUUGUGGCGGCCAUGGGGAUAGUGUGCUUCCUCUUUCUCAUCGAACAUCCGAAAGACAUCAGGUGCUCUUCCACGCUGUCCACGCAUUCCAAAGCCUAUGAGACUGGUACGAACAGAUUUAGAACCCAGAAGCAAAUCCUGAAUGAAAAGAACAAGCCUCUGGACCCAGAGGCACAGUGCUUGCUGCUGUCGGAUGGGAGCAGUGGUGUCCAUCCUAACCACGUCAUCAUCCUCCCUGCCGAAGGCGGAAACGCCAUGGCCGCCAUCAGCUUCACGGGGGCCCUGAGAAUUCCAGGUGUGAUAGAGUUCUCUCUGUGCCUGCUCUUUGCCAAGUUGGUCAGCUACACUUUCCUGUUUUGGCUUCCACUGUACAUCACGAAUGUGGAUCAUCUUGAUGCUCAGAAAGCAGGGGUGCUGUCCACCUUGUUUGAUGUGGGCGGGAUCUUCGGUGGGAUCCUGGCAGGUCUGAUCUCUGACCGCCUGGAAAAGAGGGCCUCCACCUGUGGGCUGAUGCUGCUGCUCGCUGCCCCGACGCUCUACGUUUUCUCCGCCAUCAGUAAAAUGGGCCUAGAAGCCACCGUAGUGAUGCUGCUGCUCAGCGGGGCCCUGGUCAGCGGGCCGUACGCACUGAUCACGACCGCUGUCUCCGCCGACUUGGGAACACAUAAAAGUCUGAAAGGAAAUGCCCAUGCCCUUGCCACUGUGACCGCCAUCAUCGACGGAACAGGGUCUGUAGGAGCAGCAUUGGGCCCUUUGCUGGCUGGGCUCAUCUCCCCCUCUGGAUGGAACAAUGUGUUUUACAUGUUGAUGUUUGCAGAUGCCUGUGCCUUACUGUGCCUGAUCCGCCUCAUCCACAAGGAGCUGGGCUGCACAGGGACACCAGCGGGGGACCAAGUUCCGUUUAAGGAACACUGACCACGUUAGUCUCGUGCUUCACAAACCGUCCUUCACGGAAAAGUUCAAACAAAGCCUCCUGGGUUGAGAAGAAUGAUAGACCCUUGCGUUUUGCACAGGAACCUGGAUGAAACGCAAAUUCAAACUUGCGAAUUCCUGGAACCAUUGCAACUACACGCAGAGCCUAGGACAGCAGCGAGGGCGUAGGUGGGUGCGGUGCCUGGGUACCCACCCAAACCAGGAAAACACAAACUCUGACAACCAGGUGCCUCGCGGCGGGUCUCACCCCAUCACUCGGCUGGGUGGAUGAAACCAGUGGCGACGCUGUGGCUUCUUAGAUGCAGACGCUGCCUCUCUCCGGUACUGAGGUAGUAGAAUGUUAAGGGGACGGCACGCUGUACUAGCAGGAGCCCUGACCACACACGUCUGUCACUUCAGAGAUGCCGAAUGUGCCGCCUACAACAAACCCACAGGAAAACGCCAGCUAGCCAAGAGGUUGGCGUUACGAAGCAAAUAACAACAUAGAAAACCUCAUUCAGAAACCAAGACGGACUCAGACUCGUCACUUGACCCAAAAGAUCUUCCCAGCGCUUCCUUUGACUUUGUGUGAGCUGCCAGCUGAACGGCAGUGAAACCACCCACCCUGGUGACGGGGCCCAGGCACCUCAGGAAGCUCCAGACACAGCCGCGCCCACCUGAGCCCCCUCAGAAGGGCCACGGCAUGGGGUGGGGGGUCACACGCAGGGCUGUGAGCCCUCGUCUCAAGCUCAGAGAUCUGUUCCACUCCAAGAUCCGCGCACACCUGGGGACGGUUUUUAGAUACUCAGUAGCAGAGAGGAUGUUAUUUAUUUAAAAUGUGUGAUGCAGUGUAUGAAGUUUAGGAACCCUCAUCGGCAUUUCAUUAUUUAUUAAGACGAACUCUGACUGCUCUGGGGCCGAUUGUUUUCCUGGCUGUUGCAGAAAAACACUUACCCGCCCUUUGAAAUAAAUGUUUUGUCUUAAAAAAAAAAAACUCCAGCGGAACGCUCAGAUUGAUCAUUACUGCGCACGUUUCCACUGGGCUGUAAAAAGAAAACUUCCAAACAGAGCGUGUGCUCUUGGUUUUCUCGGGAUUGGACACGCUCAGUGGUUUUGCGGCCGAGCUGAGGCCACCCCUGCUCAGGAACAGGCCAAGCCCAGGCCGCUGCAAGCCCAGCUGUCUGCGUACUUUGCAAACCCUUCACUGAAAUGUUGCACACCAAGCAAGGGCAGAGGUGCACUUGAAAACUAUCCAUCUACACUCAUGUAACUCAUGUAACAGUGGAGAUCCGGCUUCAGACCUUUCUUCUUAGAUAUUUACCAAGUUUGCACAGCGCACGUCUUUCUCAGAGGUGGAGCUCCAUGAGUUUGAGCAAAGAGAAAAAAGAAACAAACAAAAAACUGGAACAGAAUAUCCAAUGUAUUUCAGUAUUUAAAUAGC
Trichechus manatus latirostris (Florida manatee) is the source of this 3952-nucleotide messenger RNA. RefSeq names its product solute carrier family 37 member 1 (gene SLC37A1). Bases 916 to 2514 code for a protein of 532 amino acids. The transcript has 19 exons. NCBI's taxonomy places the organism in Eukaryota, Metazoa, Chordata, Mammalia, Sirenia, Trichechidae. The record is from RefSeq and is a predicted model, not a curated record. Gene Ontology annotation, molecular function: glucose 6-phosphate:phosphate antiporter activity. Gene Ontology annotation, cellular component: endoplasmic reticulum membrane. Gene Ontology annotation, biological process: phosphate ion transmembrane transport; glucose-6-phosphate transport.